UGAGUGGCAAGUUGUUUGUUCCAGCGAGCACCAGCUGCUCGGCACUCUCCGGGCUCCGCUGCUCCGCUCCGCGCCCCGCCGGCCUCCCCCGCCGCUCCAACUUUUGCACCCUCUGCUCCCUCAUCCUCUGUUCCCGCCUCCGGAGCCGGGAAGGGACUGACAAAACCGGGGAGGGAAAGGAGGAGGGGGGAGGAGAAAAAAAAAAAAAAAAAAAAAAGGCACCGACAAUAACAGCCCCCCCUCCCCCUCCCCAUUCAAAAACACAACAUAAACCCCAGGGAUAGAUGAACUACAAAUGAGAAAGAGGAAAAGAUGGAACUGCACAUCCUAGAGCACAGGCUCAGAGUGGCCAGCAUAGCCAAGGAGAGCAUCCAGUUGUUUACCUAUGGAUUAAUCAAACUUGCUUUCCUGUCCUCUAAGACGAGGUGCAAGUUCUUCAGCCUCACAGAAACCCCUGAGGACUACACCAUCAUUGUGGAUGAAGAGGGCUUCCUAGCAGCAGCAGCAUGUUUGCAGAGGCUCGUGCUUGGACAUGCAGCUGAGCUUCCUUCCUCGGAACACUUGAGCGUGGCCGAUGCAACAUGGCUUGCCCUCAACGUGGUGUCUGGUGGAGGUGGUUUCUCCAGCUCCCAGCCCAUCGGAGUGACCAAAAUUGCCAAGUCAGUCAUAGCACCUCUAGCUGACCAAAACAUCUCAGUGUUUAUGCUCUCCACCUACCAGACGGACUUCAUCCUGGUGCGUGAGCGAGACCUGCCCUUCGUGAUGCACACGCUGGCUGCCGAGUUCACCAUCCUCAGAGUAGUGAAUGGGGAGACAGUGGCUGCCGAUGACUUUGGGGUAACAAAUGGAUUUGUCAAACCAAAACUAGUUCAGAGGCCUGUCAUUCAUCCUCUUUCCAGUCCAAGUAAUAUGUUCUGCGUCACCAGCCUGGAUCCAGAUACCCUUCCCACUGUUGCUACACUCCUCAUGGAUGUCAUGUUUUACUCCAAUGGAGUAAAAGACUCAGUGGUGGGCAACGAAGACUCGGGACACAUUCGCUUUUUCUCCUUUUCUCUCAUUGAGGGUUACAUCUCCCUGGUCAUGGAUGUCCAGACACAGCAGAGAUUUCCUAAUAAUUUGUUGUUUACAAGUGCAUCUGGUGAACUCUGGAAGAUGGUGCGGAUUGGUGGGCAGCCUCUUGGCUUUGAUGAAUGUGGAAUUGUCGCUCAGAUUUCUGAGCCUUUGGCCGCUGCUGACAUCCCAGCCUACUACAUCAGUACUUUUAAGUUUGAUCACGCCUUGGUACCUGAAGAAAAUAUAAAUGGUGUGGUCAAUGCACUCCAAGUCAGUCAAGCUGAAAAGCAUUAGAAAUCUUCUGAGCUGGUUCCAGAUGCUUUUUAUUAUUCUAAUAAUAAUAAUUACUAUUAUUAUUAUUAUUAUUAU
Messenger RNA from Poecile atricapillus (Black-capped chickadee), 1422 nucleotides. RefSeq names its product cytosolic arginine sensor for mTORC1 subunit 2 (gene CASTOR2). Gene Ontology annotation, cellular component: cytosol. The record is from RefSeq and is a predicted model, not a curated record. The transcript has 10 exons. NCBI's taxonomy places the organism in Eukaryota, Metazoa, Chordata, Aves, Passeriformes, Paridae. Gene Ontology annotation, biological process: cellular response to L-arginine; negative regulation of TORC1 signaling. The coding region runs from base 313 to 1347 and encodes 344 amino acids.